UUUCUGCCAUAUUUAUUUAAAAUGGGUGAUCGAGCACAACUUUUUGUUGGUAGAUUAAACAAGGAUACUCGCGUUAAAGAUUUAGAAGCUAUAUUUACUCCUUAUGGACGUAUGAUUAGAUGCGAUAUUAAAUAUGGUGUGGGUACAGCAUAUGCAUUUGUCGAUUAUGAUGACAAAAGAGAUGCUGAUGAUGCUGUAAGAUAUGAAAAUGGUCGUACUAUAUUAGGGAACAGAAUAGUUGUGGAGUUUGCUAAAGGAAAAUCAUACAGGCCAAAUAUGCAACAGCGACAAUCAGUAAAAGGUGUUGAUGAAUGUUAUAAAUGCCAUAGAUCAGGUCAUUGGGCCAGGGAUUGUCCAGAUUACAAAGAUGAUCGAUAUAACCGAGGAGGUGGUGGAGGAGGAAGAGAUAGACGCCGAAGAUCAUAUUCAAGAUCAGUUUCUAGACAUAGAAGUGAUAGAGACAGAGAUAGAAGAGGUGGAGGUGGUGAUAAAUACAGCAAGCGUGAUAGCCGCAGUCACAGUCGUGACAAGAAACGCAGUAGUCGACGUGAUAGAAGAAGCAGAAGCAGUCGCUCAGAUGAUUAUCAUUCAAACAAUAAGCGCAAAAACCAUGGCUCAACAAAGAGAAGCACUUCACGUGACCGUCAUUCAUCAAAACACUCAUCCCAUAGUAAAAGUGUCACCAAAGGUUCUUCACCUACUAAGAUAGCCAGCAGAAGCAGAAGUAGAUCUAUCCCAACUAGAUCGCCAAGAAGUAGAAGUAAAGACAUGGAUACUGAUCAUAAAAACAAUGAUUACAAAGCAAGUAAUGGAAGAGAUGAUGACGAUGAGGACAAGGAAAGUAGAAGGGAGAAAGAAGGAUCAACGCCCAUAACUGCUAGAUCUAAAAGCAAAUCAAAAUCCAGGUCUAAGUCUAGAAGUCAAAGAUCUGAGAGUCCCUCUAGAUCCACAUCCCGUAAAUCUUCUAGGGGUAGAUCAGGUUCUAGAAGUCAAGAAAGAGAAACUGCACCUCUUGAGAAUGAAAAUGGUGAUGAUAGUAGUAGGAAUGAGGAAGAAGAUGAGUCUAUGAGGGAUUAAAAUUUUUUAGCCUUAUAAAAUCGAAAUGAUAAACUUAAUGUUUUUAUAUUUCAUGAUGUUACUAUACACUGUCUUGUGAAAAUAUUGAUAAUGAUUUAUAACAUUAUCUUAACCUUGAUAUGAAUAUUGUAAAUAUUUUUUGAUAUAACCAUACCUUAUAUUUUGACAUUUUUUUAAAUUCAAAUCAUAAAUAGUUGCAAUUGUAAAUACAGAAUAUUAUACAUAAUGUUAAAGAUUAAGCUUUAAUACAAUAUACCAUC
Gordionus sp. m RMFG-2023 is the source of this 1337-nucleotide messenger RNA. RefSeq names its product serine/arginine-rich splicing factor 6-like. The transcript has 7 exons. Gene Ontology annotation, biological process: mRNA splicing, via spliceosome. The record is from RefSeq and is a predicted model, not a curated record. NCBI's taxonomy places the organism in Eukaryota, Metazoa, Nematomorpha, Gordioida, Chordodea, Parachordodidae. Gene Ontology annotation, cellular component: precatalytic spliceosome. Gene Ontology annotation, molecular function: zinc ion binding; mRNA binding; snRNA binding. Bases 22 to 1077 code for a protein of 351 amino acids.